AGAUAUUUGAUAGCCAAAAGAAGAAAAUCUUAAAAUGGCUUCUACAGUUUUUGGAAAAUAAAACUUUAAUCAUUUAUGCUGGUUAUAAACAAUGUGAAACUAAUUAAGCCGUCGUUAUAAAAGGCAAAUGUAUUUACAAUGCUUUAGAACAAUUUGAUUAUGUUUAAAAACAAAUAGUUUUGUGAAUAAUGCUUACUAAGAGGGAUUGAUUAUAAGGAUUUUAGAGUGUAAGGUGAAGAAAUAGCCACUGUGUAGUUGAUAAAAUGGCUACAAUGAUGUAUCCAAGCCUCACAAAAUCUCAGAGUAUGAGAACUAAGAGGAAAUCAGCUGUGGAACUAUUAGCUGAGAGCAAGCCAUUUUAUGUAAAGUCUGAAGUGGUUAGAGACACUACUCAGGUCCUACCAUUAAGGCCUAAUUCAAACACUAGUGCAUAUGGUACUUAUAAUCGCAGUAAGUCUGUAAAUGUAGCAGGUCAUGGAUCUAAUUAUAGACCCACAACUCUUCCACAAUAUAUGGCUGUAUCCCCUUCGAGAUCCCUACCACCAUUGACACAUCGACGAUCAGUACAUUCCACAGCAAAUACAGAUUUGUUACAAAAUCGGUUACGUCAAUUAUUGGUAUGUGAUAGUGCGGAAGAAUUGAGAGUAGAUCAAAUGGCACCACUCAGUCCACCUGCUGAAUAUGCACAAAGAUGUCACAAAAGCCUCCCAGAUUUGCACUGCCGUGAGCCUAGCUCUAACAAGAGCAGCAAUAAAAGCCUUUCAAACAGGGACAGUGGUGGUUCCAGUGGUCAUUAUACUCAGAGAAGCGAACCUCCACCACCACCUCGACAGGAGGUGCGUCGUGAUUCUGGAUCAAGCACACAGCAUAGUGGUGGCAGCUCCUAUUAUUGUUGUCAAGAAGCAGAAUGUCGAGCUACUAGACACGCUUACCCUUCACAACUUUCUCCUGGCUUAUCACAACCACCAGCUACCUUCAAGCGCCAGAAAUGUCUUCGUUAUAAAAGAGAAAGACCCAUCUUACGAUCCAAAUCAGACAUUAGCGAUCGUUACCGAAGAUCCUCUGAUCCUCCGCACCUACAACAUUUCUUCGAAAACUUGGGACUUCCUAGUGAUAUGUAUGAGGAAAUGUUGAGUCGCAGCGAUUCCUCGGAUAGUCCAGUCUUCUUCUCAGAUGUAUCGACUGUGGAUUCGAGUAGGCCGAUUGAUAAUGUAGAACAUUGUCCUUCAGCUUAUAGAUCUGGCGAUCCUCCAUCAAUCGUCGAAAGAAACGCACGAAUUAUCAAAUGGCUGUGUAACUGCAAAAAAUUGCAGUUAUCCUGAGGUUUGGAUGACGGCGACGAUUACUACGUUUAAAAUCGUUGUCGUGUUUUGAGUUUUUCGUCUUUAAUUAAAUGUUAAAGAUAUUCUUUUCUAGUUAUAUAUUUUAUUGGAUACCAUUUAAAUACAAUUUUGUAUACAAGUUCGUAAUUUUUUGAAAAUUGUAGUGGAAUAGAAAAUAGUAUGUCUUUGGCGUUUAAUGAGAAUUCUGUGAAUUGAUUGAACAGACUGUCUAUCGUUCUGUUAAACUUUUGUCACUCAGAAGUAUAUAUGAUAAUGUUUUAUAAUAUUUAUGAUCGGUUGUACAAGCUUUCUAUGUAAAUAUGUAGAUUUUAAAUAUAUCUUGCGCAUUUUUUUGAAACCAAUAUUACAUUUUUUCUACAAUAAAAAUUCCAUAACUUACACAUGAUAUAAAGAUUUGAAAUAAUUUUGCUGCAAAAUUCCUGUAAAUGAGUCCACUUUUUCAAAUUGCUUUCUUAACUUAAUUCAGUGGUCGUGUUCACAAAAUUUUAUUGUCGUUAUAACACCCAAAAUCGAUUUAUUACCAUUACCAUAUUUGGGCUUACAUUGAGAAAUAUUUUGUAGGCAUAGAAAUAUAAAUGUGAGAACUUGAUUCCAAUCUUCAGGAUAAUAACAUCUCAAUAAUCAUAGUAAAAUUAACUGCUACACAAUUUGAUUACUCUACUUUUCAGAAUAGAAAUCAAGCACUAUAAAAACAAGCCCGGAAAAUGAAGUGUUUAUAUUUAUAUUCUUACAUGUCAAAAUAUUUUUGCCAAUACUGUAUGUAUAAAAUGUAGUAAUACUACAAUUAAAUAUAUAAAUCUACAUAUUUAUUUUUUUAACUGUAGUACUGAAGAUCAAGUUUGUUUUGAAUCGAUUGUAUAAUCGGCCUUUAGUGGUAUGGGGUAUUUUUUUGGUAAUAUAAAAAAUUAUAAGGACCGCAUUGUUCAAAUUAGUCAUAUUGAAGUAUGUUAUCAAAGGUUUCGAAUUGAAAUUCAUGGACAGUCUUUAAUAUUUGAUGAAAUUAAAAUAUCUUUGGCGCUGUAAUGAAUUAAAAUGUUAUACAGUGCGUUAAAAAAAAUCUAAUAAUAUUAUUUGAAACAGUUCAAUUGUAGCAGAUUUUUUGUAAUGCUCUUUGUGCUUUGAGAUCGCGCACAAGAAUUUUUACAUCGAAAUCACUUAGUGAAAAGGUCUUCCAGUAAAAAAUAAGACAACUUAUGCUAUUGUUAGUCAUAUUUUAUGAUUUUUUGGAUUUAUUACGGCGUUACAGGUAUUUAUGUUUGAAAAUAGUGUUCAAUUUUGAAAUAUUCACUUGGAUGGUCAUACUCAGCUCACAGUUGCUAUAAAAAAUGCUCCUUUCACCAAUUGUAUUGAUAUACUGAAAAUUUUUCUAGUUAUAGAAACAACGUGCUUUCCUUUUUAAAAGACAGUUACAAUUUUUUAAAAUAAACUUGCAUAUGCAUUUCGAACUAUAUGAAUACUUAUUCCUCAAUUACUUAUGACCGUACCAUCAUCAAUGUAUAUAACUGUGAACGCGAAAUCUCAAUUUUUUCAUUGUGUGCGUACUUAAAAAAUAUUUUUUUUUAGAAAUGUAUAUGUGUGAAUAUAUAAUCAUUCCUGUUUGUUGUAGUUUAGCCAAAACUGCGUUACGCCGUUUCAGUGAUAUUUUAUAAAUAUUAUAAAUAAUAUGUGUUGAAGUAGAUAUGGGUUAUAUGAGGGAUAUUCGUAAAAUAAGUUACCUUUCAAAAUAAACAUGAACUCAUAUAAAUACAGGAGUCAUCAAUUGCACAAAAAUCUACCAAUUUUAUACUAUUUUUUAACCUGACGCCCUUUUUUUAAACUGCCCAAUACAUUUUCAUUUGUUCUCCAUACAUCUCGCAUAUAUUUCAAUAAAUUAUGACAGUAUGCAAUCAUGAACCACUGCCCACAUAGACCUCCAAAUAAUCUUGUCGUGAAAAAGCUAAUUAGGCACCUUGCCUUGAGUCUUAUACGUUUGAUUGUUGGGCACUCACCGAUAAUGUGGUCUACAGUUUCUUCCUCUGCCAAGCACCAGUGGUAUUCCGGGUCGUUUAUGAUGCCUGUAACAUGGAGAUGGGGUCUUGAAUAACCGUAUUCGGUUAAAAGACCAUUUAAACAGAUAAGAAGGCACAUCUAAGUGUGUUUUAGCUUGUCUCAUGUCUACGUAUGGCUAUACCAAGAAUGGGCUAUGGUAAGACACUUUAAUCUGAUUUUUAAGUGUUUUUCAUAUUUUAUAUAUGUUGCAGCUGAAACAUAUUUUUCUUCAGAAUUCGUUUUCCCUAGUUAAAACUAGUUUUUACUUAAUGCCUUUGUUAAAACUAGAAUUUACCACUGAUAUUUGAUUUUCAGAUAAAACUAGUUGCCACAUAGAACUGCAGUUAAAACUAGCACUAGAAAAACUAAUUUGGGAUUGAAAACAAGAUAUAGUUUUAAAUAUACUUAUUGUAAAGAUCUAAGACACCGAGAACCAAAGAAUAAUCGUAACACUAAAGGAACAUUUUAGGGAACAUCGACUUAAAUUAGUUGUGGUCUACUUGUUAUUGCAUGAGAAAUUAUCGUAGCAUUUUUAAUUACAACAAUAACCAUUUUUCUUGCAGAGACACCUUUUUGACACAAUUAUUCUUGCAUACGAAGCGCAUAUAUCAUUGGCCUGUUCCUAUGGCUGCUUCCUUAACAACAGUUCUCAAAGGUAAAUUUGUAUUUGGUACAUUUUCAAGCAAAAAUUUUCCUUUGCACUUGUCAAAUUCUGACUUGAAAAGCACAUUUAAAAGGACAUAAUUAAACUUGAUGAAACAAUGAAGCAACACGUAGGUUCAUACCUGCAAUAAAAUUUAUCAAGCGUUCCAUAUUUCGUGCCUAUCUAAUGAAAACCUUGAUCAUACUUUUGAAGAACCACUCCGACUAUAUUAAGUAGAUCUGCUUUUGCUUGGUAAACAUCAGAGAUUGUAUAAUUACAUUAUCAUCGAUUUUUAUUGGAACGUGUAUUGCAUCUAAUGUUAAAGUCAUUAUCUUGGCCUGUUUUUUUAAGUUUUGAUGUGCAGUUUAUUUGGAUGCCUUUAUUUAUCCAUUCAUAUUGAUCACAAUUUCGUAGUCUUUGUCAUGUGGUGGUAUUAUAAAAGGCUUUGUGGUCGUAGAUGGUUCACCUUCAAUGCUAUAUUCACUUGUUUCUGAUACAAUUGGCGAUUCUCUAUUUGGACGAACUUUCUACGUUUUUUUGUUGGACUCCAGUUAUAAUCAGAUGCUGUACCAUUGCAACUAGCUAUAGAUUCAGCGUAUUAUCCAUCAUAUUUAUUUAAUUCAACGCAUUUUCAAGAUCAUCUUCAUCUUGUAUAUCCUCAAUAACAUUUCGAGUCAAAGUCGAAGUCAUAAGCUCUACUCGUGGUUCUAUACCAAACAUUGCUUUGUAUGGUGACUGAUUGAUUCUGAAACGAAGUACCCGAUUUUUCAUAAACUAUACAAACUGAAUACCAUUUGGCCAAUUUGUGGUAUCGUUGAAGCCAACAUUUUCUCCAUAUCUCGGUUAGCCCCUUCAACAUAUCCUUGGCUUUGGCUGUAUCUUGGUUUUUCAUGGACCAGUUUACACUCGGGCUAAAAUGAAACGAGCUCAUUUAUGACAGAAUUUACAAAUUCUCUGCCGUUAUCGGAGUGUAAGAUGCAAGCAUAUUCUUUUUGAGCCGACAAUUUUCGUACAUAGAAAAAAAUAUUGUAUCAUUUCUGAGGUUAUGUUUACAUAUUUUCAAGAAGAUUCUUUUUUCAGUUUAUCCCAAACACCAUGUCCAUCGGCCACAUGAGCUGCUUCAAUCAUCUACAUAUGAUUAGUAGUACUUACUAGUAGAUGAAGUAGUACUUCAUGGGCUCCUGUUUAGUCACUAAUUUUCGUAUACCACAAAUAUUAAUUACCUUAAAUUGCUUCGGUCUCCUGUACUGUUUUUUAGAUUUCUGAACAGCUAAUUGUGCUUCAUUAAUUUCGUCUACUAAAUUGUCAUUGGUUUCUUUUGUUAUAAUAUGAAAGUGGUCUUCUUUUUUUCGUGAUCACGAAUCGCUAAUAACUUGUUUAAAAACUCCUCUUUCCAUCACGUUUCCUUUUAAAAACGAAGCGGGAAUGAAUGAAGCAAGCGCAUAGCGCGCGGACGUCGGUGUUUCCCCGCACUUGUCGAAUCAGCUUACGUCUCGCGACCAAUCGGAAUAAAGUACGAUGAUCAGAUGAUACAGUUUCAACUGGGUGGCUUCGGAGUAACGCGUUUUGUCUAGUUUUAACUGAUAUUCGAUUUGAGCAUUAGUUAAUUCUAGUAUUAACAAAGGCAUACAUUAAAAACUAGGAAUACCGCGAUCUAUGUAAAAACUAGUUUUAACUGUAAACAUAAUUACUACAACAGAUAUAAUUUCUUAUUUUCAAACUAGAUCAAAUGUUUUGCGGCAAGUAACUGAGAAAAAAAAAUUCCUAUCUUGACAGUAGGUCGGUUCAGAUAUAAAUACAUAAAUGACAUCUUUUUGGGGAUAAAUAUCAAUUUUUGAACGUUUUUCUUAUUUGGAAAACGAAUUACCGAUCAAAUUUAUUCACACGUGGCCGCUUUAAGUAAAUGCUGUGAUAAGCACACACCCAACUUAUCGUGGAGAUUAACAGAAUCACAUCUUUACGAAUAUAUCUCAUAUUUGUAUACUGCACAAGUAAUCUAUUGCUCAUAACAAUGAAUAUUGUCAUUCUUUUCUCUUUUUAUAGGUGCCACUGAAUUUGAAUACAAUUUUCUCAUGGUAUUACUUGAUAUUUAUAAACUAAGUGAGCUCUCAAGAGUUUGGAAGGGUCAUAAACAAUAAAUAAUCGUAAGCUACAGGUUAACGGGAAGAAAAACCAGUCUAAUGCCAUAAAACAGGGAGCAUUUUAAUUACAUUCCAUGUUUGGAUAUGUAGCUGGAACUUACAGUGCAUUUUUUUAUAUGAAUCUUCUGCUUUUCUUCUGAAAUGACAUGGAGGUUGAAUUCAUUGAAUACAGCUACCAGUACAAGUAUUUAAAAAGAGGAAGAACUUUAAUUCUCCCAAUUCUUCAAUAUGUACUGGUUCUUCAUUGUUAAUUCCAUAUAAAUUUCUAUUAGUUGCUACUCCGGAUUAAAAUUCUUAUGAUUCCAACCAGAACUGUCUUAUAAUGAAGUAAUUAAGAAAAAAAUGCCUUAACAACUCGAAACAAAUGAUCUACUUAUCUAUAGCAUAGUAGUUAGUUAAUUUUUGAAUAUAUUUGUGUGUCUCAUUCCUUCCAAAAAUCCAUAGAUCCUUCUUUACUUAUUGAGGUUGUCAUGUGAAUGCAUGUUAAAAUUGCUUAGAAAUGGAUAUUCGUUCGGAACUGGCCAACAAACCAUAUGUUUAUUGAAAUCUCUAAGUCUUGGGGUUUGCUCCAAAAAAAUCUGUUUAGUAAUUAUUUAGAAUCAGGUCACGAACUCAUUUCUAAAAGAUUUUUGUAUAUAAAAUUGAAUCCUAAAGUAUUUUUUGGCGUUUCGGAGCCUCUUGGACUAUCUUAUUUUCAGGUAAUGUACCAAAAACACGAGAAAAAUGCAAGGAAAAUUAUUUUAAAAUGGCAAUUGGAAGGCAUUUGAAAGAA
Diorhabda carinulata is the source of this 6927-nucleotide messenger RNA. RefSeq lists its product as uncharacterized. Bases 264 to 1322 code for a protein of 352 amino acids. NCBI's taxonomy places the organism in Eukaryota, Metazoa, Arthropoda, Insecta, Coleoptera, Chrysomelidae. The transcript has 5 exons. The record is from RefSeq and is a predicted model, not a curated record.